AUGUCUUUCCAAUCUGCUAGUAAUUUUAUUUCACAACACCGCAGAUCCGAUAGCGGGAAAAAAAAAAGUAAUAGUCCCAAUAUAAUGGAAGGAUCAAUGACACCUACUAGUAACACUUUUUCAUUUGAAAACAAUAGUUUCACUAAUGAUAAUACUCUGAAGUUGAACUCGAACGGGACAGGCACUAGUAGUAGUAACAUUUUUACUUCCAGUAAUAGUGGCAACAAUGUCAGUAGUAAUAAUGGAAACCCUUCGAAAUCUACUGGAAACGAUGCACACAAUAAUAUAAGCAACAAAAAUAGCAAUAAUAACAAAUCACACAAUGAUAUGAAAGGUUUGCAAUUAUUUAUCGCCGAUUUAAGGGCGUACCAAAAUUCUAAAGAAGAACAAGAAGCACGUAUCAAUUCCGAAUUGAGUAACAUUACCAAGAAUUUCAGUAACAAAGCACAUUUAAACGGAUAUAGGAGAAAAAAAUAUGUUUCCAAACUAUUAUACAUAUAUUUAACCACAAAUUAUAAAAAGCUCCCAGAAUUAGUCUUUGGUAUUGAGCAAAUGGUUUGUUUAAUGGAGAGUUCUUCCGCUAACACUAAAUAUUCUGAAAAAUUUAUCGGGUAUUUAGGUGUUGAAAUGUUGUUGCCAUCUUUACCUAAACAACAAUCACCGUUGAUAGGUAGAAUUUCUCAAAGUUUAACCAACGAUCUAUCAUCUACCAAGGAAGAAUUUGUGUGUUUAGCCUUAAAUUUCGUUAGUGGGAACAAUUUUUAUAGACCCGAAGUUGCAAAAAGUUUAAUUGAUCCAGUAUUUCAAAUACUAAGGUCUCCAACCAGUACCGAUAUUUUAAAGCAGAAAUCUUUGAUGGCGUUUUUAUGUUUAAUUAGAAUAGUUCCUGAGUAUAUUGUUGAUAUGGAAGAUAAAAAACGUGAAUUAUGGAUUCAAAGAAUUACGUCACUUUUAGACAAUAAAAACUUGCUAUUGUCAGUUUUACCUGUUUGUCAUUAUAUUAUUACUCUUAUAGGUCCACAGUAUUUUGAAAAAAUUGUACCAACUCUAGCUACUUAUUUGUAUGAAUGUUUUGAAGAUAGCGGUAACGGUGUCGGUUUAGUAUUGCCUAAUCCGUUUCUGAUAAGUAAAAUUUUGUUGGUGUUAACUGAUGAAAUGAAUGGAUCUAGAAGUAUUGAUGUUGGAUCUUUAAAUAAGUUAAGAAAAACUGUGACAAAAGCUAUUCAGCUGGCAACGCAACCUGUGCACGAUUCUAUGAGUCGCAACAUUCAAUCCAUUAUACUAUUUUCACUAAUUAAUUUUGCACCAAAACUAGACCCGAGUAAAGAAGCUAUUGAAAAUUCAGUUAGUGCGUUGUGUACUUUGUUUAAAAUCACAAGGGAUGUGAAUACAAAGUAUAUGACUUUGGAUACAUUGUGUAAAUUAUGUCAAGCUACGAAAAGUUCCACAAGGCCGAUUCUGUGUAAAAAUAAGGAACUAUGGGCUGUAGGGCACGAUAUUAUGGAUGCUUCUAUUUUAAGUAAGUGGAUCAAUUUAAUAUAUGAGAUCACAGAAGUUGAUAAUGUUAAACAAAGUGUUGAUUGGUUGCUAAAAAUGAUGACGCAUCCGGAAGUUAAUUCUGGGUCGUCAUCCAUAAACGGUUUGGAUUUAAAAAGGGACAUUGGCAUGAAAAUAGCCAUAUUAACAGAAAAAUAUGCCACUGACAUUAAUUGGUUUGUUGAUGUGUCUUUGAGACUAUUAUCGGUCAGUAAAGUUAUUGAAGAAACUAAAAAUGAAAAUGAUGGUGUUUGGGAAAGAUUAGUUCAAAUUGUAAUUAACAAUGAGUCAUUACAUAGGAUUACUUGCGAAAAAUUAUUGAGUGAUUAUAUGUAUAAAGACUUGUCCGAGAAUAUAGUGAAAGCUGGAUGUUAUUUAUUGGGGGAGUUUUCACCAUUGCUUGUACCAAACAGAAUAUCGACUGGGGAUUUGUUGAAUCUAUUUACUGAUAAAUAUUUCCAGUGCCAGCAGGUUUCUACAAGAGCAUUAAUUUUAACAUCAAUGAUGAAAUUGUAUAAAUGUGAUUUGUCGAUUGGCUCGACUUUAAUUAAGUUUUACCAAUUGGAAUUAAACUCAUUAGAUAUAGAAUUACAAACUAGAAGUUUUGAAUAUUUGAAGAUUAUCCAACAAACCAUUACAAGUAACUCACCAUUUCUAUUGGACUAUUUGUUUAAGCCUGCCCCAGUUUUCCAAAUAAAUAAUAACCCCUUGUUAUCUAGAUUUGGGGUAAACAACAGCAAUACCAGCAAUGUAAUUUCGUCUAUCAAUUUAACUACACCGCCAGCAUCAUCUAUAACAGCAGCAACAAGUUUCAGUUCAAGCACGCCGCCCUUAGCACCCGCACCAAGAAAAACCACGGCAAUGCAAUCCACAGGAGGAGCUAAUAUCUCAUCAACAAACAAGUAUGAUUCACAAACGCUAAUUGCUAAUUGGAAGCAAAGUUUUAAAAGAAUGGCAGAACACAAACAGGGCAUUUUAUUUCAGAAUAACAAUUUAAAGAUAUUGUUUUCUAUAGUACAAGGGGGAAGUAACAGUACGACAACAAGUCCCGAUACUAUUAUAGUGUACCAUACUUUUGUUAAUAUAGAUCCUGAAUGGGAUAUAACCUCUUUUUACGUUGAUGUUAUACCCUCCCAGUUGUCAGAUAAUCCACCCUAUAUUAUUAAACCUAUUAUUUUACCUGAACCCGUAAUUAAGUGUGGCUGCCGUGCAACUUAUCAGUAUGAGGUUAUAUACCGUAAGGUAUUUUCUAUCUGGAAAUCGCCCAUAUUAAAUAUUCAAUACAAACUGGGUGGUAACGCCUAUCACGAUCUGAACAUUAAAUUACCUAUGCCAUUGCAAAGAACCAUGGUUCCAACUAACAGUGGUGAAACAAUGAAGAUGCCCCAAUAUAUCCAAAGAUGGAAACAAAUCGGGGAAGCUUUGGGCUCUGCUGGUGAAUAUAACAUAGAAAUACCAAGUAUGAUUGUCAAUGUUGAAAGUGUUAAACUCUUGUUGAAUAAAAAGCUUGGAUUCGACUUAAUUGUUACGCCAUCAUCCAUGCAUAAUCUAAUUUUCGGUUCAGGUAUUGUACACACUAAGAGUGAUGGAAAUUUCGGUGUAUUAAUCAAAUUGGUUUAUGAGGAGGGGAGAAAUUCUUGGAUUGUUACUGCAAGAACUACUACGACAGAAGGUAACAUUUCACAAAAUAUUGUAGAAACAAUAAAAGUUUGUCUAGAAUGA
This is a messenger RNA of Saccharomycodes ludwigii, 3258 nucleotides long. RefSeq names its product Apl3p (gene APL3). NCBI's taxonomy places the organism in Eukaryota, Fungi, Ascomycota, Saccharomycetes, Saccharomycodales, Saccharomycodaceae. Gene Ontology annotation, biological process: clathrin-dependent endocytosis; intracellular protein transport. The coding region runs from base 1 to 3258 and encodes 1085 amino acids. The record is from RefSeq and is a predicted model, not a curated record. Gene Ontology annotation, cellular component: membrane coat; AP-2 adaptor complex. The transcript has a single exon. Gene Ontology annotation, molecular function: clathrin-cargo adaptor activity.